This is a messenger RNA of Penicillium arizonense, 1494 nucleotides long. RefSeq names its product FAD-binding oxidoreductase. The transcript is spliced from 4 exons. NCBI's taxonomy places the organism in Eukaryota, Fungi, Ascomycota, Eurotiomycetes, Eurotiales, Aspergillaceae. The record is from RefSeq and is a predicted model, not a curated record. Gene Ontology annotation, molecular function: FAD binding. The coding region runs from base 1 to 1494 and encodes 497 amino acids.
AUGUUCGGAAGCAAUGGAUGGCGCACCGCGGCGCUAUCUAUUGCAGUCCUUGCUCCCCAUGCAAUGGCAGAUAUCUGCUCAACACUCAAAGACGGAGGCAUCGACAUCGAGUACCCGCUCUCAGUUACCUACAACAGUGACCUGACCAAGUAUUGGUCCGCAGCAUGCGGUGAUCUCAAGCCUACAUGUAUCGCCGCACCAUCUAGUGCAGCGGAGAUGUCACAAGUCAUCAAGAAUCUGCACGACGUGGAGACUCUCUUUGCUGUCAAAUCUGGUGGUCAUAUGCCCAAUAAUGGAUUUGCCAGUAUCCAGGAUGGAUUGUUGGUCUCGACGAAGAACUUGGAUCAAGUCGACUAUAACCAUGAAGAUCACACUGCUAUUAUUGGGCCUGGCCUUUCUUGGGAGGAAGCCCAGAAGGCUCUUGAUGGAACUGGACGGUGUGUUGUUGGAGGUCGUCUUGGAGGCGUAGGAAUUGGCGGAUAUAUGCUUGGAGGUGGAAUGAGUUUCCUGAGCACCCAAUAUGGAUGGGCUGCCAACAACGUGAAGGACUACGAAGUCGUCCUGGCUAAUGGCACAAUUGUUCAUGCGAACGAGAAAGAGAACACAGAUCUCUUUGCCUCUUUGAAGGGAGGUGGUAACAACUUCGGCGUGGUGACUGCAUACACAAUGCAGACGCAUCCUCAAGAUCACAGUGUCUGGGGUGGAAAUUUCAUUUUCACGUCGGACAAGACUCCUCAGCUUCUGAAGGCUCUGCGCAACUUUGUCGACGAGUACCCCGAUGACAAGGCAGCUAUCAUCUUGACCUCCGAGCAUGGCCCUGUCAUUGACUUUUGGAUCAUGUUCGUCUUCUACGACGGCCCCGAGCCCCCUGCUGGUGUCUUUGACGAGUUCACGGAUAUUGAGCACACCUCUACCGCCAAGACCUGGGACAGCUACUAUGAUCUGCUAAAGAACAACGACUUUUUCAUCCUCCACGGACAACGCUACACCAUCGCUACCGAGACCACUCCUCUCCCCAACAAGACUGUUGGCGCCGAUGUGCUCCAAGAGUACUACGACCACUGGUUCAACGUCACCGAAUCAGUACUCGAAGUAACCGGUGUUUUGGGCUCAAUUGCCUUCCAACCCGUACCCAGAACCUUCUCCCAGAAGGCCAAGGACCGUGGCGGAGAUCUCCUCGACGUUCCUACUGACACCCCAUACAUAUUCAUCGAGCUGGACUUCUCUUACGCCCUAUCGCUAGACGACGCCAAGAUCGACGCAGCCAAUAUCGACCUCUACCAAGGCAUGGACAACCUAGUCCAGAAGAACAUCAAAGAAGGCCUCCUCCCCGAUGUGUAUCGACCACUGUUCAUGAACGACGCGUACUACCGCCAGGAUUACUGGGGCCGUAUUAGUCCCGCCUCCAAGGCGCAAGCCCUGCAGACGAGAAAGCGUUAUGACCCCGAUGGGUUCUUCCAGAAGCGGACCAGUGGUGGCUGGAGAUUGAACUAG